UUAUUUUUUAUUCGAGAUGGUGAUUGAUAAUUUUCGUUGUUCGAAAUUUUCAUAAUUUUCAUUAAAAUUGUUCGAAAAUUGCUUCAUUCAACCUGUCUGAACUCAAAUUAGCAUUCACUAUUACCUUGUUCAACAUUUUGUGCAUUGUUUACUCUGCGGCUUUCGUGUUACGUCUAAUUCCAGUGUCUAAGUACCGUUACUAGUCAUCGUCAAUUUUCACACAGCAAAAUGCCUUUAGAAUGGUUAUUUGGCCGUCGUAUGACGCCGGAAGAGAUGCUGAAGAAAAAUCAGAGGGUCUUGAAUAAAGCUAUGAGAGAUUUGGAUCGAGAGAAAGCACACAUGGAGCAACAAGAAAAGAAAUUGAUAACUGAUAUCAAGAAAAUGGCCAAAGAAGGACAGAUGGAAUCGGUUAAAAUACUGGCCAAAGAUUUAGUUCGAACGAGAAGAUACCAGAAGAAAUUCAUGUUGAUGAAAGCCAACAUUCAGGGCGUUAGUUUAAAAAUUCAAACGUUGAGAUCUCAAAAUGCUAUGGCAGGAGCUAUGCGAGGUGUCACUAAAGCUAUGCAGAAUAUGAAUAGGCAAAUGAAUCUGCCACAAAUACAACGUAUUUUACAAGAAUUCGAGAAACAGUCGGACGUUAUGGAUAUGAAAGAAGAAAUUAUGAAUGAUGCUAUUGAUGACGCUAUGGAAGAUGAAGCCGACGAAGAAGAAAGCGACCAAAUUGUGUCACAAGUACUGGACGAAUUAGGUCUUCAAUUGAACGAUCAACUCGCCGAAUUAAAUCCUGCUUCAGCAUCGUUGGCCAGUACGAAUAAAUCGGCUGUACCUGCUGCUGCUAAUGCCAAUGGGGGAUUAUCCGAUGCCGACGCUGACCUGCAAGCUAGGCUGGAUAAUUUACGUCGGGAAUAAUUACGCUUAUGUCAUUUUAAUUUUCACAGUAUUUUAAGUUUCAUGUUACCCGUCGAAGCUUUGACUCAAAAAAAUAGAAAUCGAGAGUGAAACAUUUAAACAUUUAGAUUGAAAGUUCAUAAUGCUUGAUGUUGAGUUUAUAAAAAGCAGAAUUUGUAUCAAAACAAUAAUGUGUUUAUUUUUUUAAUUUUGUAAAAAUAGAACGAUGUAAUGUAGAACUAUUUUUAUAAGUCUUGUACAUUUUAUAUGCCUGUGUAUAUAUAUUACGGAGUGAGCUUCAAGAAUUACCCAAUUAUUCCUAUUUAAUUUUGAUCAUCAUGAUUGCAUUGUUAAGCACUACCUAAUAAACAUUUUAUUUUAAUA
Planococcus citri (citrus mealybug) is the source of this 1272-nucleotide messenger RNA. Its product is annotated as charged multivesicular body protein 2a-like. The record is from RefSeq and is a predicted model, not a curated record. The coding region runs from base 229 to 909 and encodes 226 amino acids. Lineage: Eukaryota; Metazoa; Arthropoda; Insecta; Hemiptera; Pseudococcidae. The transcript has 4 exons. Gene Ontology annotation, cellular component: ESCRT III complex; multivesicular body. Gene Ontology annotation, biological process: late endosome to vacuole transport; endosome transport via multivesicular body sorting pathway; protein transport.